AUGAUUAACCUACGCAAAACACAUCCCCUUAUAAAAAUCGUCAAUGAAGCAUUCAUCGACCUACCCACACCCUCCAAUAUCUCCGCCUGAUGAAAUUUUGGAUCACUAUUAGGAAUCUGCCUUAUCAUACAAAUCCUAACAGGCCUAUUCCUAGCCAUACAUUACACCUCCGAUACCCUAACAGCCUUCUCUUCAGUAGCCCAUAUCUGCCGAGAUGUGAAUCACGGCUGACUCAUCCGCAACCUCCACGCCAACGGAGCGUCUAUAUUCUUCAUAUGCCUAUACCUCCACAUUGGCCGAGGAAUCUAUUAUGGCUCCUACCUCUACAAAGAAACAUGAAACAUCGGAGUAUUUCUUCUACUCACAGUUAUAGCAACUGCUUUCGUUGGCUAUGUACUCCCAUGAGGACAAAUAUCCUUCUGAGGUGCAACCGUAAUUACCAACUUAUUAUCAGCCAUCCCUUACGUAGGCACCACCCUAGUAGAAUGAAUUUGAGGUGGAUUCUCCGUAGACAAAGCCACACUGACCCGAUUCUUCGCCUUCCAUUUUAUCCUACCCUUCAUUGUCACAGCACUAGCUAUCGUUCACCUACUAUUCCUUCAUGAAACAGGCUCAAACAACCCCUCAGGAAUUAACCCCGACGCAGACAAAAUUCCCUUCCACCCCUACUACACUACCAAAGACAUUAUAGGUGCAAUCCUAAUAAUCCUUGCCCUCCUACUACUUACCCUAUUCUCACCCGACAUGUUAGGAGACCCAGACAACUUCUCCCCUGCCAACCCCCUCAGCACACCACCCCACAUCAAACCAGAAUGAUAUUUCCUAUUCGCCUACGCUAUUCUCCGAUCAAUCCCAAAUAAACUGGGAGGAGUACUAGCCCUACUAGCAUCCAUCCUAAUCCUCCUAGUCAUCCCAUUCCUGCAUACAUCCAAACAGCGCAGUAUAAUAUUUCGACCCAUCUCCCAAACCCUCUUCUGAAUUUUAAUCGCAAACCUCCUCAUCCUAACCUGAAUCGGAGGACAACCUGUAGAACAACCUUACAUUAUCAUCGGACAAACUGCAUCCAUCACAUACUUCCUCCUAAUCCUCAUUCUAAUACCCGCAGCAGGACUAUUUGAAAACUACAUACUAAAACCUAAAUGAAGA
Molecule: messenger RNA, 1146 nt
Organism: Vombatus ursinus (common wombat)
Lineage: Eukaryota; Metazoa; Chordata; Mammalia; Diprotodontia; Vombatidae
Source: the annotation of a RefSeq genome assembly